AUGGCUUACAACGUCUCAACAAAUGAGUAUCUUAAGCUUUUGCAUGAACUUGGAGGCUAUCAUGUUCCUAAAAAUAUUCUCGAUUCCUUGUCGGGAUACACAAAGUCUAUAUAUCGAUCAGAAAUUGAAAACAGUUUUAGCGCACCUAUGUUAUUGAUUGGUCUGUACAUCGCGUUUGCAUCUCUCGUUUGCAUCCUUGCCAUGGCGGCUGAUUUAGUACAUGGUCUUCAUAGCAGAAAGCUAUGGUUUCCGUGCAAGUAUUUUAAAAUUAACUCUUUUUAUCUUACCGUGAUAGCGGUUGCAAUGAAGUUACCAGUGGAUCUAACUGGUUCGAUGCCUGGUGUUGUGGACCAAAUGGCAAAGGUUGGAAGCAUGGCCUUUAUGUGUACCGUAAUGGCUAAUUUACUCCCUUGUUUAGCAACCAUGGAUGACAAUGACCUUUAUUCAAACAUGGCAGCUUUGAGUGUUUUUGUCAUCACCAUGGUUGUGAAUGUUUUCAUUCAGAUAAAAACGGGUGUUGUGUCCGCAUCAACCUAUAAUAAAGAUCCCCGUAUUACUGCCCUUGUUUCAUCUAAACAUGAUGUUGUAGCACUCCCUAAAAUCUAUACCAUGUUACCAACCAUUUAUGUGGCGUUGUUACUCGUGUUGUUGAUUCUAUAUGCAUCUUCAUUUUUCGCUCUUCUAACAUCCAAAGAGAAAAUAAAAUCCCAUUACCCAAAUUUUAAUAAUCAAUGUUCCCGCAUGUAUUUAGAUUCAUCAGGAAGAUGUUCAACAUUUCAGAAGCUAAAAGAGUAUGUCGAAACUCAUUGGUUCAUGGCAGGAAGUAGCAGCUCCCAAUUCAUAUUUACAGGUUGCUUUCAGAUGACAUGUGCUUCUGGGGUAAUAUGUGUUGUUGUGACUAUCUUACACAUUCUUACCGUAUCAUGGACUUUUGAAGCUAUGUUGGCCAAGGACUAUGAUUCUGAUUAUAGUUGGUCCAUGAUAGUAAUUGUCAUUUUACAACUUAUUGGGGUCAUGAUUGGUACAGUUGCACCACUAUGUAGAUGUUUUGCACCCGUUUUAAGCUUCAAUGUAACUUCAAUUUUCGAUAAUAUCGUUACGCUUCUAGGCUGGAUGGGGAAGUCAUAUUUUUGGAGAUAUCACCUGCUUGAGGCCGUUAUGCAGUCUUUCAAAUGGCUAAUUCUCCGUUUUUGUAUAGUUUUACAUGUGCUAGUUCUGGUGGUGUGCAGCAUAAUAGCCUUAAGCCUGAAUUACUUUCCGUUUUGUGUCAAGAGGUUGUUAAAGACCGUGUUUACUUCAUCUAACAACUUGGACCGAGAUAUACAAAUUGACAUCAGUACUUUAGUUGAGGACUAUUUAUCUGAGUGGCAUGUCAAUCGUAGAAUGUAUGACCGCCUUAAAAAACUCGUGAAGCAGUUCUUCCAAAAAGGUAAAAGAAAUCAACCCUACAUUGAACUACUGAAAAAGUCUACUCCUGGUUUUCAUGAAGUUGGAAGGUUAGAGCGUACUAAAAGGUAUUCUAACCUUUCAAAAUAUGACACUUAUUGGAGCUUGCAGGUGGUAACCCUAGCAACAAUUGCUUGUUCUCUUCCUGAAAUUGGAAAGAAUGAAGUUGAUUGUCUGUUGAGAAGUGUGAGGGAAUGUUUACCAUAUGUCAUGCUUGUGGACGAAUCCUUCAGUAAUACUUCUCACCAUAUUCAAAAGAUGGUUAAAGUCUUGUGGAAAGGUGUUGAUGUCUCCAAAAAGUGGUUAGAAAACAAGCUACUGGAUUAUCCUUCUCAAUUGAUUCCAGCUCAACAGGUUGUUGAAUGGUUCAAGGAUACAGCUAGAAACACAAGUUGGGAGACCAGCAAUAUUACUGCAACAGUUAGAGAUGAGGAUGAAAGGGAACUUUGUAUCGUUGUAAUGCGCUAUUUAUCUGAAGGUAUCCUUAAUCCCAAUGCUUGGGACGGUGACAACGUGUUCGCUAGUCAGCAGAAAUUAUUUGACAGCUUAUCAUCAAUUAUUGCGGACACAAUAGCUGCUUGUCUCACCAACUUACAGCAAGUUAUAAUAAAAAAAUGCAAUCCUAGUGUGGCAGAGGAAAGGGAGGACAGUGUCAAAGGUGCAGCCUUACUUCUAGGUGAGACGGAACAAUUAAUCAAAAUACUUCAACAAAGCGAUCUUCCAAACAUCAACCGAAGUGACAUGCCAUUUUUCAACAAAUGGGUUGCUUAUUACAAGAGUAGUGAUGUUCCUUAA
Molecule: messenger RNA, 2241 nt
Organism: Erigeron canadensis
Lineage: Eukaryota; Viridiplantae; Streptophyta; Magnoliopsida; Asterales; Asteraceae
Exons: 1
Coding region: 1-2241 (746 amino acids)
Source: RefSeq, a predicted model, not a curated record